AUGUCAGGCCAGUUUAACGGCGUGCAAAAAUACGUUCAAGAGGAGUAUCCUUUUGCUUGCUAUGUGCAUUGCUCAGCACACGUGCUUAAUUUGGCCAUAUCCAAAGCUAGUGUAAUACCGCCAAUAAGACAUACUUUAGCCAUCGUGAAAAAGUUGUACACAUUUUUUAAUACACCGAAGAGUAAACCAGUUAUUUUAAGCUGCUUGGAAGCAGCAGAUAUAGCACCAAGCGUUAAAAGUCUUAAGAGAUUAAGCGUUACUAGGUGGACAUCAAAAUAUAAUGCGGUAUCAGACUUCAUUUCUCUAAUGCCUUUUGUACAUGCUGCGUUGGGUGACAUAGGCGAAUGGAAUGACGGAUCAUCAACUGAUGCAAUUAUAUUCCAACGAAGCUUGGACUUCGAAUUUAUUAUAACCAUUAAUAUAAUAGUCGAUAUGUUCUCCUACAUUCUGCCUUUGUGUAAUAAACUCCAACAAAUACAGAUAGAUUUAGCGCUUGUAGUGGAUUUGGCAAAUUACUUAGUGGCGCAGCUACGACGUAUUCGUUCCCGCGAACAUUACUUUGAAAAAUUGUUCAGAACUUGUAAAAAAUAUGCAAACGACAUGGAUAUUGAAUUCAAAAAGAACCGAUACAAAUCUAGUCAAAAUCUGCAACAACAUUUGUCACAGCGCAUGCAUCGUGAACCAUGCACGCUCACCGCCUAUACGCGCAACGUGUUCACUAGAUAG
Molecule: messenger RNA, 726 nt
Organism: Rhagoletis pomonella (apple maggot)
Lineage: Eukaryota; Metazoa; Arthropoda; Insecta; Diptera; Tephritidae
Exons: 2
Coding region: 1-726 (241 amino acids)
Source: RefSeq, a predicted model, not a curated record